AAUCCAUCACGAAAUUGAGAAAAGCAAGAGUGAGUGAGAGAGAGGAAGGCAGAGAAACAUCAACAUAAUUAAACAUGGCUGCUGCCUCCUCAGCCUACGCCGGCUUCUCCAUGCUCCCAUGGAGAAACAGCAGCCAGAAACUGAAAAAGAUCACCACUUUCUCAGUCUCAGCCCAGCAAGCAGAAGUCGAACAAGAGACAACAAAAGUAGAAACAGAGACGAAGAAGCAGCCGGGCAUGACCAAGCCACGGCCAGUGGAGCCGCAGCUGAACGUGGAGAGCAAAAACAUGGGGAAGGAAUACGGAGGGCAGUGGCUUAGCAGCACCACCAGGCACGUCAGGAUCUUCGCAGCCUACAUCGAUCCAGAGACGUGCGCAUUCGACCAGACGCAGAUGGAUAAGCUCACCCUCAUCCUUGACCCCACCGAUGAGUUCGUGUGGACAGACGACACCUGCACCAAAGUCUACUCCUACUUCCAAGAGCUCAUUGACCAUUACGAGGGAGCUCCGUUGACAGAAUACACGCUGCGUCUGAUCGGUUCAGACGUAGAACACUACAUAAGGAAGCUGCUGUACCAGGGAGAGAUCAAAUACAACAUGGAUGCAAGAGUGCUGAAUUUCAGCAUGGGGAAACCGCGCGUCGGAUUCAGCUACGACGGCCAAGUUCCCGAUACCUACUGAUACUUGUAUCAAAAUAUAUCUUUGCAAAGUAUUGUAAAAACACAACAAUAUCAUUUAUGCUGCUAUGCAUGACACAGCACUGAAA
Messenger RNA from Salvia hispanica, 765 nucleotides. It is a transcript of the gene NDHM, whose product is annotated as subunit NDH-M of NAD(P)H:plastoquinone dehydrogenase complex. Gene Ontology annotation, molecular function: oxidoreductase activity, acting on NAD(P)H, quinone or similar compound as acceptor. The record is from RefSeq and is a predicted model, not a curated record. NCBI's taxonomy places the organism in Eukaryota, Viridiplantae, Streptophyta, Magnoliopsida, Lamiales, Lamiaceae.